Molecule: messenger RNA, 1605 nt
Organism: Diabrotica virgifera virgifera (western corn rootworm)
Lineage: Eukaryota; Metazoa; Arthropoda; Insecta; Coleoptera; Chrysomelidae
Product: BRISC and BRCA1-A complex member 1-like
Exons: 1
Coding region: 124-1059 (311 amino acids)
Biological process (GO): protein K63-linked deubiquitination; mitotic G2 DNA damage checkpoint signaling; positive regulation of DNA repair
Cellular component (GO): BRISC complex; nuclear body; BRCA1-A complex
Source: RefSeq, a predicted model, not a curated record
AAAAAGAAGAAGAGAUUCAGAUUCAACGUAAACAUAAACAUACCAUCAUAAAAAUAAAUUUUUUGAGUGAUUUGUAUUUCUUAAUCUUAAUAAUCUUAGUCACAUUUAAAUAAAAACAACAAAAUGGUAGAACGCAUAAUUCCAAUACAAAUGGAAGAUGACGAUAAUUCAGGCGAAGAGUCUGGGGCUAAUGCUAAUGGUAAUGUAGUAAAUAGUGACACUACAAAAGAGAGUUGUGUGGAAAAUUCCCAAGAAAAAUCAGACCAUAAAGAAAGUUCUCCAAAUAAUGAGAAGGAGCAGAAGCUUCUCAUUUUAAUAAAACCCAUGUCAAAAACUAAAGACUUAUUAGAGAAUCUUAAAAAAUACGAUGUUUUUGAAGAACGCAGCAAAUUUUCUUUACCAAACAUAAAUGUUCCCGAAAAAAUUAUUUUAGUUAUAGAUAGAGCUCAAGAUGAACAUUGCACAAGUUUUGCAGAAGCCAACGGUAAAUACACACCAUUGUCAAUGCUCAGAAAGUCUCUACAUCUGUUCGUAAAUCUGAAACAUUCGAUCAAUAAGAAUCAUGAGUUCGCUAUUGUUCUUCUGAAUGAAAAUACUGCCACAUGGGCACUACCUUUCACUAGUGAGUUGAGAAAAGUAAAUAAUUGUAUUGAAAAAAUAACACAGUGUGAAGUUGAAGAUACAUUUAACAUGAAUUUAGUUUUUGAAGAAAUUUUACCCAACAUUAAGAUACCUCAAGAUGAAAUCGCUCCACCUUAUAUAAUUCGUACUAUAAUAUGUUACGGAAGAUCAUACACAAUACCAGAAAUUAAAUUCUCAGAAAAAAUUGUGAAAUUGUUGGACAAUCCGUUUUUUAUUUGUGAUGUACUGAUGACCCAUGAACCAGUCGAUGAUAGUAAUUAUUGUAAUAAAAUAUUUGAAUGUUUACAGAAUAUUGAUAGAAAAGGUAUAUCAUACUUUUUUCCAGUGGGUAGAAGUGCUUUAAGGUUGCAUAAUUCAAUGGCAAAAUUACUAGGACACGGUUUACAACGACCUUUUCAAACAUUUCACAAAGAGUAAAUAGUUCUCUGAGAUUCAUGUUAAACUAUAGGUAUGUUCCUUUGUUUUCUGGUGUACCACUAGUUCUGAAAAAAUGUUAACAAAAUGCUACACUAAGUCUUUCAUUUGCAACAUGUAGUGGUACACUACCAUGUUCCAUUGAUAAGUGUAACACUAGUGUAGAUAAAUUUACACCUGUUUCUGAGAGGAUGACUAUCUAUACUCGUCUUACGCAGUAACAUUCAACCAAGUUAACCAAAAACUAAAGUAUGAACACAUUUUAACUUAAUUUUUUAUUUUGUUGUUUCUAACCUCACCAAAAUAAUCUGACUUGUUAUAAUCUUAACUCAAGGGUUAACUACACUAGAGCAUUCCUUUGCUUAGUGGCACAUCAGUGAUUUUCGUUUGAUAUUAGCCAAUGUAGCCUACACUCUAAAGUGCUACACUGGAAAACAAAGGAAAAUACCUUAUAUUUAUAAUGUUGACAAUGUUUCUUUAAUGUAUAUAUUUAAAAAUUAUUGAUAAUCUGUAUAAUUUUUCACUUGUAUCAUUACAAAUUUCAUUAAA